Molecule: messenger RNA, 1338 nt
Organism: Lachancea dasiensis
Lineage: Eukaryota; Fungi; Ascomycota; Saccharomycetes; Saccharomycetales; Saccharomycetaceae
Source: the annotation of a GenBank genome assembly
AUGCUUAGAAACUCCUCCAGAUCUGUGUUCAAAAGAACGUUGGCUUCCCAUGCUAAACCUCAGGUCACUGAGUUGUCCAACGGUCUCAGGGUAGCUACCCAUGCCAACGACCAGUCUGCGUCUGCUACCGUUGGUAUCGUCUUUGGCUCGGGCUCCACUGCCGAAAACCCUUACAACAACGGUGUUUCCAGCGCUUUAGGCAACCUGUUCAAGUCUCAAGGCGCGCUACCCGCUGCCAAGGCUGGUGUUCAGCUGUCAUCUACGGUUUGCAAAGACUCUCAAUCGUUUUUGGCCUCAUACAGCGGUGCCGGUCUAAACAAGUCUCUAGACAUUUUACAAACUCAGAUUGCUGGCGCCCUUGGGUCCGCUUCUGACAGUGCAUUUGCUCAGGCUACACAACAAUCUCUACAACAAGCUGAGGAAUUCGAGCUAAAUAACCACGCCGGCCGUGUUGUGGAGCAUUUGUACUCAACGGCUUUCCAAAAUACUCCAUUGGCUUUGCCCGUGAGAGGUACCGCUGAAGCCUUGCAAGGCUUGGAAAAAGCCGACCUUCAAAACUUUGCUGCUAACCACUUCCGCAACUCCAAUGCUGUCAUUGUGGGCUCUGGUAACUUGGCUCACGAUGAACUUGUCAAAGCUGUUGAAUCUCAAUUGUCCUUGCAAUCCGGUGACAAGCCUGUGCAAAAGAAGCAAUCUUCUUUCUUGGGUUCUGAAGUCAGACUAAGAGAUGACACUUUGCCAAAGGCAUGGAUUUCUAUUGCCGCCGAAGGUGAAGCUGUUACCUCUCCUAACUAUUAUGUUGCCCAGGUUGCUGCUGAAGUGUUUGGUUCUUUCAAUGCCGCUGAACCUUCUUCCAGACUGCAAGGUAUUAAGUUGCUAGACGAAGUUCAAGAAUACCACUUGUGCGACUCUUACAACCACUUCUCCCUAUCCCACAAGGACGCUGGUCUAUGGGGUUUCUCCACUGUAAUUUCCAACGUUCACCAAAUCGACGACCUAACUCACUUCACCUUGAAGCAGUGGAACAGAUUAACCAUCUCUGUAACCGAGCAGGAAAUUUCCCGUGCCAAAUCGUUAUUGAAAUUGAAGAUCAGUAGCGCCGCCGUUGAUAACGUUUCUAUUGCUAAGUCUCUCGGUGCUGACACUUUGGCUCUAGGGUCUGCCUCCGACCUAUCUCAAGUGUUUGAAAAGAUUGAUGCUAUCACCGCUAAGGAUGUCAAAUCUUGGGCUUCCAGUAGAUUGUGGGAUCAAGACAUCGCCAUCGCCGGUACCGGUCAAAUCGAAAGCUUGUUCGAUUACAUGAGACUAAGAAAUGAUAUGAGCAUGAUGAGAUGGUAG